GACACAUUCGCGCCGUGCUAAUCUCACUGGUGCCCACCGUUUUAUGUUCCCUUUGGGCGCUUUCGCGUUUUGGCUAGUUAGCAACCCCCCGGAAUAACCAAAGUGCAAAUCAUGGAGGCCAAAAAGUCUGUCCGGUCUUGGAGACCCCGCGGGACGGAUUGGCAACCCAAAGACGGCCGAAUAGUCGAGGUGGCUUACUUCCGUUUAUUUAGCCUCCGUUCCACAUAAGUACUUGCAGUUGGAAGUGAAUUGCUAGCAAUGGCUGGCGCGUGAGUGGCUUGAUGUUGGAGCGAUAAAGGCCUCAUUUAUUUCAUGAUCAUUCCCCCCUUUCAACCAACCCACCCUCAUCUCCUUUGUCGGUUUUCACUUUUUUCCUCUCUCCAUAUUCUUUGCCUCAAUUGAGAUUUUCUCAAGUCUUUUGACAAAAACUGAUCUGCAAAGCUUUCGGCGGGGUUACGUGCUCCAGGACACAAUCUCGACGUCACCAUCAAUCCCCCCCAAAAUUCAGACUUGUCUCGACCAGGUCAAGUUCGACCGAUCAAAGUCGUAAUCGCAGGCCUCUCUCUGGCUGACUAACAGGCGAAUCCUUGCACAUCGUAUCCGUCAUCGUCAACAGCAGGGUCUCUCUGGUGUCUCUCCAGGACCCUGAAACACAUCCGUGGAAACCGGUCAUUUUCGCAAACAUAUUUGCACCGUAACAAGAUUAUAGCAGCAUACAUUCUUGUCAAACCCGCAGAUAAGCAAUUUGGGGUAACUUUUUGACACGUCUUCCCGUACGAACAGUAACAGAAUUCUUUGUUUACAUUAUUCACUCUUGUCUCUUUUUUAACCUCAAAACCGGUCAGCCCUGGCUCGCCUGCCCCUCUUUAUAACUUAGCUUGCGUGCAUAUCUCUUACGUAGCUUUGGCUGCAUGCAUCUGCAAGCACCUUGGUUCAUUGGGACUGGGCACGCGACAAUCUCAAUUACCACUUUGACUUGAGGUCAACACUUUUGCAGAUUUGCGAAACAUUAGGGGUUACUUGGUAAUACUUGACAUACAAAAAAAGGAUCUUUUUUGUUGGCACAUUCACAAUGUCGCUGCGGUCAUGGUUCCGUGGCUCCGGCACGACGACACCAAAGUCGUCGGCCGGACCAUCGAGAGCCACAACACCGCCUUCCGGAGUUCAAGGGACCGUCAUGACUGCUGAGCAGCAGGAACUUGCGGAUUUGAGCGAUGCGAUGCAGGCUAUGGCUCAUAUUAUGAAUGAUGAUCCGGAGAGUGCAGAGGCUCAUCUGCGACAGCGCAAAGAUCCCAGCUCAUUCCACCUGUUGGGUCUGGGUGUCUCUAUAUUCAUGCGCUCGAUCCUCGGAUUCGAAAAGGACGUCAUGGCCGAGGCCUCGAAAUGUAUCGCUGACUGCGAGACGCGGUCGUGGAACGAUAAGGUCAAGGGCGAGAGGCGAGAACCUGCGACAGACGGCAGGCUGUUCCCUAACGGGUCCGAGUUUGCUAUCGUGUACGCCCAGGCGCUGCUCAUGAACGCUGUGGUUAGCGUUCUCCAUGAGAGUCUUACGGAUGCGCUAAAGGCAUUCUAUAAGCUGCGAAAGGCCAUGGCCGUUAUGAGCAGCAUAUCAGCGGCAGAAGAAAAGAUUAUGAAAGAACAAGGCGCAUCUAGCGCUAGAGGUAACCCUUUUGAGCAGGCAUCAACAGCUUCCGGCAGUGGGAAUCUGGCAGCAGAAGACGAAGACAGCGACCUUGAAUUCGUAGAUGCCGACGAGAAGGUGUCACCUGAAGCCCCGAUACAUGUCACCUAUGAUGGUCACACGAGCACAAAAGACUCUACAAGUCAGCCAGCGACUGACGCGGCGACUUUGGAGGGGAAGUUACAAGCACUUGAAAUACCAGAUGACUCGGAUACCAAGUCUCAUCUCAGCAAAUCCGCAGUCGAGUCUCAGGUACCGUCAUUGUCAGCAUCGCGAGCACCCUCGCCGGGGCCGCCUCCUCAGCUCACCGAUGCAGCUUCCGACGGUAGCCUUUUCACUCACCCGAUAGACAUCUUUAUUCAUUCCGCAAUCAACAUGUGCUAUGGAAGUCUCAUGCUAGUUCUCUCCAUGGUGCCACCCGCUUUUUCACGGCUGCUGGGUAUCAUCGGCUUCCGCGGUGACAGAGACAAGGGUCUUCACAUGCUAUGGCAAAGCGCCGCUCAUCCCAACAUGAACGGCGCUGUUGCUGGGCUUUUGCUUCUGGGAUACUACCACGGCCUGCUGGCAUUCGCCGAUGUCCUCCCUAGCGAGCGCGAUGUGGCGGAGCUUGCAGAACCGGACGAGAUAGUAGGCUACCCGCGCGGGCGGUGUAUCGAGCUGCUCCGCGUGAUGCGCGAGCGGUAUCCUGCUUCCGGCCUAUGGCGAAUGGAACAGGCUCGUGUUCUCAUUGGUGAGAAAAAGCUCAAGGAGGGAAUCGAGAUGCUUGAGAAGUGUGGCGACGCCAAGAUGAGGCAGGUCACGGCUUUGAGCACGUUCGAACUGGCCGUUAGCUCAAUAUGCUAUCUGGACUGGCCGCGCAUGCACAGCUCCUUUGUGCGCAUGGUCGAGCUCAACGACUGGAGCCAUGCUCUUUACUAUUUUAUUGCCGGCUGCGCCCACCUUGAGAUGUACAGGGAUGCCGUGCAUGAGCUUGGUGGUCUAUCCGAGCUUUCGGAGGAUGGGAGCGAAUCGGAGAAGGAGGUCAAGGCAGGCGACGUCAAGGUUACAGCGACAAAGGACAGGUUGGACGUGGAGGACAUUAGAAAGAAGGAGUUGAUUUCCAACGCCCGGAAGUACAAGAAGAGCGCCGAGACUUUGUUCCGAAAAGCACCCACCACGGCCGGCCGCAAGCGGUUCAUGGCUCGACAAAUGCCUUUUGAGGUCUUUGUGAUGCGUAAAGUGGCCAAGUGGGAGGAGCGCGCCACGGCACUCAAACUCGAUCUUGCAGAUGCCAUAGGUCCCAGCCCAGCAGCAGAGAUGAUAUAUCUCUGGAACGGUGGAAAGCGCAUGAACCUGGAGCUCAUCGAGAAGGCGAUGACCAUCUUGGAAUGGGACAGGUGCACUUCAAGUGCGACGGUCGCCAAGGUUAAGGAGGAACACGAUGAGGUUGCAAUCCACGGUGUUGGGCAGGCCGCGCUCCUCCGGCAUGCUGGCCGGGGCGAUGAGGCCAAGGGGAUAUUGCUGGAUAUUUCGGCCUAUGAUCGUGCUACAUGCAAAGGCGGAAACAAGGAUGACUACAUCCUCGCAUCGGCCACCUACGAGCUGGCAAUGCUGGCCUGGGACGACGUCUGCCGUCCCGAGCGAUGGCCGACGGACGCUGACGAGGUGGAAGAGUUCCGUCGCAAGAAGACGGAAGAAUGUUACACUCUGCUCGAGACGGUGGCCAAGUGGGAAACAUAUGUUCUCGAUGCACGGUUUGGCAUGCGUGUGCAAACUGGACUGGACACAGUCAGGUGGCUGAGCAAAAAGAAGGGGUGGACGUUGUAGUGACUGGGUUGUGAGAAGCAGGAGAAUGGACACACUGAUUACAUAGCAUUGCGCAUAUACGAGCGUGUGAGGUUCAGUUCUGUUUUUUUUUUUUUUUCUCUCUUCUUUUUUUCGCUGCAAUCUCAUUUUCCGGGCUUGGUUUGGGCUUACACUGCGUUGCAUUGGGGGUAGACUGGCUGGGAAUAUUACGUUUUUUCAUCUACUAGGGCUUUACACCGAUGGAGGAAAAUACACUAACUCCAGCUUAUUCUGGUCUGUUUAUCGAUUAAUUCGCCGGUUUUUCAACAUUGAGCUCAACCGCCCUCAAGGCAUUGAGAGCCCCCGAAGCCACCACUGCCGUAUCCUGCUGACACAGCAGAUAUUUUGCCCCAAGGGUCCGCACCACCCAGCCCUGGAUCUCGGGCUGGUCGUAGAUGCCAGCCAGGGCCAUGAUCUUGCCGUGCUUUUUACACGCUGCGGCGAUGGCUUCGAGCGCCGACCGGAAUUCCGGGGUCGUAAACGCCCCCGGCGCGCCCAGGUCGAUUGCCAGGUCGUUGGACCCGACUAGCAAGACGUCCACGCCCGGCACGGCGGCGAUGGCGUCGACGUUGGCCACGGCCCGCUUGUCCUCGAUCAUGACCAGCACCGUCGAGCCCAACGUGUUGCCCUCGGCGAUGACGGUUGCUUGCGGCACGGCCUCGAGGUUGAAGAUGGGCAGCUGGCCCGUCAUGGACCGCACGCCCUGCGGUGGGUAUUUGGAGAUUGAUACUGCAGCUUUUGCGUCCUCUGGUGGGAGACCGGACGGCAAAGGGGAAAAGAUUGGGGGUUUGCUGUUAGAUGUCCCAACAUCCCGAUGGCAACUUGGCGUGUGGGGGGAUGGUUUCGACAUUUGAACAAAGAGCUGAAAGACAAAGGGGGGUGGGGUGGAGGGGCCCUCUCAUGACUUACCGACGCUAGAGACAUGGGGAAAGAUGACGCCCAUGGCGCCGCCGUCCAGCACCCUCUGCACGAAGCCGUUGCCGCACUGGUGGGGGACGCGGACGAACGGGGUCAGGCCGGCGUUGAGGCUGGCGUGGCUGAGGAUGCUGGCGUCGGAGAUGCUGAGGUUGGAGUGCUCCAGGUCGAUGAACAGGCUGUCGUAGCCGGCGUUUUUGACGAGCGUGGCUAUGGUCGGGUGGGCCAUGGCUUUUACGCCAAAGGCCUGCUUUGGGGGAGUGGUUUAUAGGGACAUUGGUCAGUCAAUGUUUUCUAUCAAAGGGAUGGGAGGUCUUGUGCUUGCCUUGCAUAGCUGGCCUGCGGCCGCUUUCCGUAUGAGGUUGUUUGCAAACAUUCCCAUUGCGGUUGCGUGCUGUGUGGUUGGAGAGGAUAAUAGGGGUAAUUGGAUUGGUCUCAAGACACUUGUAGUGACAAUAGACGGAAUCAGACGGUUUCAAUGUCAGAGACAGAAGACUUUCUGCAGUGAAAUAAAAUGCACAUGAGAAUUUACGAGGAGAA
Messenger RNA from Pyricularia oryzae 70-15, 4960 nucleotides. Its product is annotated as mitochondrial outer membrane protein IML2. Bases 1073 to 3487 code for a protein of 804 amino acids. Lineage: Eukaryota; Fungi; Ascomycota; Sordariomycetes; Magnaporthales; Pyriculariaceae. The record is from RefSeq and is a predicted model, not a curated record. Gene Ontology annotation, cellular component: cytosol; mitochondrial outer membrane; nucleus. The transcript is spliced from 2 exons.